Kwoniella shivajii is the source of this 1455-nucleotide messenger RNA. RefSeq lists its product as uncharacterized. The transcript is spliced from 4 exons. Bases 1 to 1455 code for a protein of 484 amino acids. The record is from RefSeq and is a predicted model, not a curated record. NCBI's taxonomy places the organism in Eukaryota, Fungi, Basidiomycota, Tremellomycetes, Tremellales, Cryptococcaceae.
AUGAAAUUUACCCAACCUAAAUUGAUAUUCUCCACCAGACGAACUAACAAAGAACAACAACAACAACAACAGCAGCAGCAGCAGCAGCAACAGCAGCAGCAGCAACAGCAACAACAAGCCUUGCUGCCUUCACAACAUUCACAAAAACAAGUACAAACGGAAUCACAUAGUUUAGACGACGGAUUAGCUAUUUGUUUAUUCGGUUAUUCAGUUCAAGCUCAAACUCAUCUAAUUCACCAAUCUCAACUUUCCACUUGUAUCACAAAGACGAAUAUCUCGAAGGAAAGCCCUGCGGAAUCAGCUCAGAUCCAACGACAGCAAAAACAACAACGGCAGCAAGAAGAAGUCAACUACGAGAUGUACGAUUCCACUUAUGAAGAAGAAAUUAGACAACAAGCUGUUAUGGCCGAGGUACUGCCUGACGCUGAAAUGUGGGCUAAGUGGGAAAAGACAGAAGCUCCUUUAAGACAAGGUAGAGGAUGGUUUCCUCGACUAGACCGACAUUUCCUUGAACUACUUGUGAUUUCAGAGAUUCACGCUCUGUCACAACCACUCCAUUCUUCUCCACCUGGAACGGCAGAUCGUAUUCAUCGACACGCAUCUCGUGUACGUAGAGUCGCAUGCGAACGAAUUGGUGCAGAAAGGUUGAACGCUUAUUGCGAAAGAGUCAAAGAAGCUUUCGAAGCUUAUAUGAUGGGUGGCUGGUCUCAUGCGCAAGCUCAAUCACAGUCACAGUCUCAGUCUGAUGAAAACCUAUCAGAAGCAAUAGCAACAGAAGAAGAAGAAGAAGAAGAAGAAGAAGCGGGAGAUGAAGAAGAGGAAAGAGGUAGAAAACUUGAAAAAGGAAAUGGAAGUAUCAAAAGGACUGACAAGCCAUACAUUUCGAAAACAGGAUCUCAAGAUGAAGAUACGAUGGAUAUAGGGACUGAGAAUGAGAAUGAGAUUAACAGUUCGAUUGGACCAAUUCCAACUAUCAAUAUAAUACCAAGUCAAGAAUCGUCUUCUGAAUCCUUUUCUUCUUCGGAAGAAGAUAUAUUCGGAAGGGAAGAUGCGGCGACUGCGUCUUCAAAUAGGAGUUGUUCUCAUUCUGAUGCUGAUUCUGCUUCGGAGCUGGAUUCAUUCUCUGAAAUGAGUGAAAUACCACUUAGUCAAGUAGCAGAAAGAUCUGAAACAGAAAACGAUAUUGAAAACGGAGACCAUUUUUCCGAAAAAGCAACUAGAGGAAAUGAAACUGCAAAUCGAGAUGAAAACAGUAUCCAAGUUGAUGAUGAGGAGGAUGAUGACGAUGGUAACAAUCCCUCGCACGAUUUCGAGAAAUCAAUUUCGAAUUCAAGUUUAGAUAAUAACGUUAAAGGAUUGAUGGAUAUUGAUGAUCAAGGGUUAACGUAUUCGAAUAUCACAGAUGCUAAACAUAGAGCUGAAUUCCCUGCUUUGGAUAGACUGAGAAGUUCUUGA